Entrophospora candida is the source of this 2427-nucleotide messenger RNA. The record is from the annotation of a GenBank genome assembly. Lineage: Eukaryota; Fungi; Glomeromycota; Glomeromycetes; Entrophosporales; Entrophosporaceae.
AUGCCUAAAUCGAACUUUUUUUUACGAAUUGAUAUCAUUGAGGGCAAAAAUUUGGCUUCAAAAGAUACAAAUGGUUAUUCUGACCCAUAUGUUACAUUGUAUAUUGAAGAUUCUACUUAUCAUACACAAGUUGUCAAUAAGGAAUUAAAUCCACGUUGGAAUGCGACUUUUGAACACAGAAUUAACCAAGAUAAACCACCAGAAGCAAUUUAUUUUACAUGUUGGGAUAAAGAUGUAUUUGGUAAAGAUUAUAUGGGUGAAUUUGAUAUUCUUUUAAAAGAGUUAUGGGGUAAUGGUAUUGUUGGAUAUAAUCAUGAGUUGAAUAAGCCUCACCCAUAUCCAUUAAUCUCUAAACGGAAAGGUGAAGUUGUUUCUGGUGAAAUUAUUGUGAAAAUUGGUAUUGUUGAUAAAUCAACUGAGCCACUUAACCCUGAUGAGUUGUUGACACUUUGGCGACAUAUGUCAAAAUUAAAUAUUCAGGAUGAUGUUGAUUCAAAUAAAAAAAAGGAUACGAAUAAAGUCGAUACAAAAUCACAAACACACGUAAGAAAACCUAGUGUUUCACUUACCGAUAUCCAUGGUUGGGUAUUUAUUGAAAUUGUUGGUGCUAAGAAUUUACCUGCAGCAAAAAAUGUGACUAAAACCGGUUUUGAUAUGGACCCUUUUGUUGUUAUAUCAUUUUCAAAGAAUACAUUCAGAACUAAAGUGAUUAGUCAUAAUUUGAAUCCAGUUUGGAAUGAAAAGUUUUAUUUUCCUGUGAAACAUAGUGAGGUUACUUACAAGAUCAAGUUUACUGUUAAUGAUUGGGAUAAAUUUAGUGGUAAUGAUUUAGUUGCAACACAAACUUACGAGAUAGCAAAAGUUAUUCCAAACGCUCCUUUUAAAUUUAACGGAGUUGAGGAUCUUGAAAGUGGAAUGAAACAAGAAGAAAUUGAUUUGGAUGUUAAAUUGCAUUUGGAUAAAGAGUAUUCUUCUAAGCUUGAUUUUAAAAUUAAUUAUAUACCAUACGAACAAAUUAAAAAACAAUUUUGGUAUUCACUAGCAAAAAUUUAUGAUUCUAAUGAGAAUAAUCUUUUGAAUUAUGUUGAGAUUGAAACUAUGCUUAAUAGUUUAGGAUCUUCUUUGACAGAUAAAACUAUUACAAGUUUUUUUACCCGUUUCAACAAAGUUCCCGCCAAAGAUGAGUUAACAUUUGACGAGAUUGUUAAAUGUCUAGAAGAAAGAUUACGGGAUACAACCAUUUCACAUAUUAGUGCUACUUCAGAUGGAGAAGAAGCAGAAAAUGAACAUAUGAUAUAUCUAAAGGAAUGUCCUAUUUGUCAUAAACCAAACCUUUCUCGACUUACUGAAGCAGAAAUUAUUACUCACGUUUCAAUUUGUGCUAGUAAUGAUUGGGGAAACUUGGAUAAAUUUGUUACUGGAGAUUUUGUAACUGAAUCGCAAGCGCAAAGGAAAUGGUUGUCCAAAGUCAUUUCUAAAAUAGGAUAUGGUAAUUAUAAGAUUGGUGCUAAUAAUGCUAAUAUUAUUGUUCAAGAUCGCCAAACUGGUCAAUUGGUCGAAGAAAAAAUGCCGACGUAUAUUCGAUUAGGUAUUCGAUUAUUGUAUAGAGGCAUUAAAAAUGUUGAUUCUAAAAGAACCAAAACCCUUCUUGAAAAUCUUUCAGUUAAACAAGGCAAAAAAUAUGAUCAUCCCGCAUCUGUUAAAGACAUAAAUGGAUUUAUUGAAUUUCAUAAUCUUAGCAGAGAUGAAAUUCUUGAUCCCAUCGAAUCAUUUAAAAAUUUCAAUGAAUUUUUUUAUCGCAAGUUGAAACCUGAAGCUAGAAAAUUGGAUUUCCCUAAUGAUCCUAGUAUUUUAGUUAGCCCGGCUGAUUGUCGUAUGAUGGCUUUCCCAACAAUCGAUGAAUCAAUCGAAUUAUGGAUUAAAGGUCAACAAUUUUCUAUUCAAAGGUUGUUAGGCGAUGAAAGUGCUGCCAAGGAAUUUGAAGGUGGUAGCUUGGGGAUUUUUAGAUUGGCUCCUCAAGAUUAUCACAGGUUUCAUUUUCCAGUAGAUGGUCGUAUUGGUGAAAAUAAACCUAUUGCUGGUGACUACUAUACUGUUAAUCCUAUGGCUAUUCGUUCAGAACUUGAUGUAUAUGGAGAAAACAAACGCUCUAUAACUUAUAUAGAUUCACCGAAAUUUGGCAAAGUAGCUUUUGUAGCUGUAGGUGCAAUGAUGGUGGGAUCUAUUGUUUAUACAAGUAAACCAUUUUCAGAUGUUAAGAGAUUAGAUGAACAUGGAUAUUUUGCUUUUGGUGGCAGUACAAUUAUUCUCCUCUUCCAAAAAGGUAAAACGGUAUUUGAUGAUGACAUAUUAGCAAAUUCAAAACAAUGUUUGGAAACUUUGGUUCGAGUUGGGACGCAUGUAGGAAGAAACCCAAGUCGUCAUUAA